Molecule: messenger RNA, 723 nt
Organism: Alternaria ethzedia
Lineage: Eukaryota; Fungi; Ascomycota; Dothideomycetes; Pleosporales; Pleosporaceae
Exons: 1
Coding region: 1-723 (240 amino acids)
Source: RefSeq, a predicted model, not a curated record
AUGAUGUUCCGCGCCGCUCUUCUAUGCUUCGCUGCACUCUUCUCGCAACACGCUUCUGGCGUACCAUACCCACAGCCAAACUCAACAUUGCUCGCGAACAACACAAUCUGCAACUCCACCGCCCGCUUUUGCGAAGGCGAUCCCAACGCCGUCAACCCUCCUCCCCUCGGUUCGGGAGAAUACGUAUGCCACGAAGUUUACCCAACCGAUCUCACCGUCAUCAACGCGCGCUACCCCGAUUACGACGUCGACCACCUACACCAAGCAAAGCAGUUCUUCAUGCUACGUCGUCAGGUCAAAGAUGCUGGAGAAAUUGCCACACGUGUACAGUUUCAAGGCCUACCGAACAGCACGUCGAACUACACCUGCCGUCUCGAAUUUGUCCUCCCCCGCCUUGAGCUCCAGAAGAUCUCUGGCCCGAACCCAAGCUUUCACGUAUACCAAGUCGAGCGCGAAGCCGGUGCGAUCGCUACAUGGAAUACAUAUGAGGCGGAGAAGAACGCCUUGCUGUUCGGUACGGUCAACGGCGAAAGCCAGGCGCUUGAGAGGACAAGGAGUGUCGGCGGCGUUGCGGCUAUCGACGAGACGGCUUGUAACGAGACAAUGUCGUUUAUGAUGGCAAUGAUGUACGACAGCCCAUCUGCACCGAACUACUGGGAAUUCUCGAAUGUUGCGCCUCCCGCGUUUCCGGUACAAGGGUUCAGGAUUGUAUACGGAUGUUGA